Messenger RNA from Micromonas commoda, 2196 nucleotides. RefSeq lists its product with no specific name. The coding region runs from base 1 to 2196 and encodes 731 amino acids. The record is from RefSeq and is a predicted model, not a curated record. Gene Ontology annotation, cellular component: cytoplasm. The transcript has a single exon. Lineage: Eukaryota; Viridiplantae; Chlorophyta; Mamiellophyceae; Mamiellales; Mamiellaceae.
AUGGGAUCCAGGCUGGGCGAGGUCAUCACCCUCCAGUUUGGCGGAUACGCCAACUGGACCGGCGCGCAUUUUUGGAACUUCCAGGUGCGCCGCCCCUUCGCGUCCCAUCCAGCCGCCGCGUCUCCCGGAAAACGUAGCGACGGCACCCUCGACCGUUCCCUGACCUUCCCACCCCUUCCCACCCCGCAGGACGAGGCGCAGGGCCUCGCCGAGGGCGAGGAUGACUCUUCACGCUUGUACUCCGCGAUCGACUCCGGCGUGCUCUACCGCGUCGGCGAGACCGCGCGCGGCGUGCCGACGUACGUGCCCAGGGUCGUGUGUUUCGAUCUCGGCGGUACCAUGGGCGGCGUGAGGCGCGCGGGGCACCUCUACGGCGACGACGACGUCGCCGCGGGCGCCGAUGGAAACCUCCCACCGAUCACGAGCUGGGACGGCGGCCACGCGGUGUUCAGACAGGAGCGGGCGCACAAGUCCGCCUUCCUCCGCAACCUCGAGGAAGACGCCUUGGUCGACGCCUUGGAUGGCGACGACGACGAGGAGGAGGAGGACCCCGAGCGUCGGAUGGACACUGACGACUCCGAGGACGAGGACGAGGACGGCGCGCGACGAUCCAAGUGGGGCGGGUCGACGAAACGAUCGAGGAACGGGGGCGACGUCGACGCGAUCGCGGCGCUUCGCGCGAAGAUGACCGCCCAGCUCCAAGUCGCGGGCGUAACCGACAAACGACGAGGACGCGGCGACGAUGAGAACCGCCGCGCCGCCGCGCUCGAGGAUGAGAACCGCCGCGCCGCCGCGCUCGAGGCCUCCGCCUCGACGCUCGCGGCGGAUGCGAGGUCGUGGACGGACUUUUGCAAGGCGUGCCUCCACCCCAGGUCGUCCGUCACGCUUCCCGGGUUGUGGUCUGGCGUCGACGCGUUUGCGGGAUUCGGCGAGGGCGUCGAACUUUACCGGUCCGACGAGCGGAGGGAGGAGGCGAGGGACGCGGUGCGGUACUGGGCGGAGGAGUGCGACCGACUGCGCGGGUUCCAGGUCUUCGCGGAGGACUUAAGCGGCUUUGGCGGCGUCGCGGCGACGGUUACGGAGGAGAUCCGCGACGAGUACGGCGGCGCGCCGACGGUGCUAUUCUCGCUCCGUCCGCCGAAUGGUCCGAACACGCCCAACUCGUCCGUCCAGUACCGCACGAGGCUCGGGUUGCUCAACGACGCGAUGGCGUCCGCCGUCCUCGCGCCCAACUGCGACGCGUACGUGCCGGUGGCGUGCCCGAACGCGAAGUCGGUGCGAGCCGCCGGUUUACCCGGGUACGACGUUGAAAGCGGCGUUGAAAGCGACGGGAGGUUCGCGGCUUCGGCGUUGAAAGCGGCGGCGAUCGACACCGCGACGCUGACGUGGAGGACGAGGGACGACGGGCGCGGAGGUUGGUGCGUGGGCGGGACGGGGAUGCGUGAGGUGGCGGCGCACCUGUCCGCGCGAACCGGCGGGCCGUUCGCGGCGAUGACGGCGACGACGCCGUGCGUGCCCAUCGACGAUUACGAUUCGCGGGAGAGACGGCGCGAGGGGCCAAACCCGGGCGAACCGAACCGAUCGGACUCGCUCCUGGCGACGAGGGUGCGAGGCGCGUUCGACGAGGCGGCGCGGAGGGAGGACGUCACGAGGGCGCGCGCGGUGCUUUCCCGCCAGGUGUAUUACACGCCGGGGUGCUGCGACGAGGAUGCGCUCGAACCCGUCGCCGAGGUGUACUCUGCGAGGGGGUGGCGGGUCCGGAUGGGGAGCGAUGAUGAGGGGGGUCCGACGACCGCCGCGACCCCGCAUCGCACGCGCGAGGCCCUCGACCGGGCGCUCGCGCGAGAGGCGUACCGCGCGCCGCGGCUGAGGUUCGCCUCGGUCGCGCCUCUUCCCUUGCCCCUCCCGUUUCCCCGCGUGUUCCGUCCCGACGGGGGCGAGAACCCGAGGGAGUGCGGCGCGAUGACCAGGCUCGUCGCCACUGCAUCGUACGGACGGGUGUUGAGCGAGAUGAACGCGCGGUGGCGUCGCGCGGUGCGGGGCGGCGCGGGUAAGGCGACGGUGGCUUCGUGGGGAUACGACGGCGCCGACGUCGACGACGUCGGCGAGUCGCUCGCCUCCGCCGCGGGAGCCCUGGCGGACGGAAGCGACGCGGGGGACGACUUCGAGUUCGACGACGUCGACGACGACGAGUGA